Vigna umbellata (rice bean) is the source of this 737-nucleotide messenger RNA. The record is from RefSeq and is a predicted model, not a curated record. NCBI's taxonomy places the organism in Eukaryota, Viridiplantae, Streptophyta, Magnoliopsida, Fabales, Fabaceae.
CCCAUCCACAGGAAACAUACCAACAAAAAGUUUCAAUGAGCACACAUGGUUCUUACAGCAUGAGAUCCAAAGCCUCCUUUGAAAAUGAAGCCAAGGCCACGGUGAAAGAAAGUGGGGGAGGAGGGAGUGGAGGGAAGAGCGGGAAGACAAUGUCCUCCAACAGCAAGGAGAAUCUGUUCAUAUGUUUUCUGGUGACACUUUGGUACUCUUCAAACAUUGGUGUGAUCCUUCUCAACAAGUACCUGCUUUCAAACUAUGGGUUCAAGUUCCCCAUCUUCCUCACAAUGUGCCACAUGUCAGCCUGUGCUGUUUUCAGCUAUAUCUCCAUUGUGUUCUUCAAGGUGGUGCCUCAGCAGAUGAUCAAAUCGAGGUCCCAGUUCAUGAAGAUUGCAACUUUGAGUCUUGUCUUCUGUGCCUCUGUUGUGGGUGGCAACAUAUCCCUCAGGUACCUCGCCGUGUCCUUCAACCAGGCGGUCGGGGCAACCACACCCUUUUUCACUGCUGUCUUUGCCUAUUUGGCUACCCUUAAGAGAGAGGCUUGGGUUACGUAUGCUGCCCUUGUUCCUGUUGUUGCUGGGGUUGUCAUUGCAAGUGGGGGUGAGCCAGGGUUUCACUUAUUUGGAUUCGUUAUGUGCCUAAGUGCUACCGCUGCAAGAGCUUUCAAGUCUGUCCUUCAGGGCCUUUUACUUUCUUCUGAAGGGUAAAAUAUUCUACACCAUAGCUAGUAUUUCCGACUC